Molecule: messenger RNA, 1524 nt
Organism: Saccharomycopsis crataegensis
Lineage: Eukaryota; Fungi; Ascomycota; Saccharomycetes; Ascoideales; Saccharomycopsidaceae
Gene: UBX5
Product: DNA protein crosslink repair co-factor UBX5
Exons: 1
Coding region: 1-1524 (507 amino acids)
Biological process (GO): proteasome-mediated ubiquitin-dependent protein catabolic process
Cellular component (GO): nucleus
Molecular function (GO): ubiquitin binding
Source: RefSeq, a predicted model, not a curated record
AUGAAUUCCAGUCAAGUUAGUAAUUUUGUGGCAAUCACAAACUCUGAUACAGAGACUGCUGUGAAAUACCUUGAGUUCAGUGGUGGUGAUCUAGAAAGUGCGAUAACUUUUUUCUUUGAGAGUGGCGGGACUGCAAUUGGAGCAAGUGGGAGCAACAACAACAAUAAUGGGCAAAGCGUUGAAAACGAUGAAGAGUUGGCAAGUAGAUUACAAAGCGAACAGUAUCAGCAGGGGGAUGAUAUUCGUCCUCCAGAUGAAAUGGUCAGAGAAAGAUUAGUAGAAGAUGAUUUUGGCAUGGGUGGUACUGGAUUCCCAACACAUCAUCAUCGUCGUGCUCCGUUGCCGUUUUCUGAACGAGGAAUUUUCAACCAGUACGAAACAGAUAUGCUAGAGGAAGAUGACCAGGAUGAUGAUAAUGGGGCAAAUCUUUAUGAUCAACAAUUUGAAAGUGAAAAUAGCACAUUAACAGAACACCAAAAGAGGUUGGCAAAGUUAUUUCGUCCUCCGUUCGAUUUGAUCGAGAAGCUCACGUUAGAUGGAGCAAGACAGAAAGGUAGACUAGAAAAAAAAUGGAUUUUGUUAAAUAUCCAAGAUGCGUCGAAUUUCUCUUGUCAAUUACUAAACAGAGAUUUUUGGUCAGACGCACAAGUAAAAGAUGUUGUUACCACAAGUUUUAUUUUUUUGCAAUACCAGUAUACUGAUUAUCCAGUACAGGAAUAUAUUCAAUUUAACAAUGUUGAAGAGUACCCAUAUAUUGCAAUUCUCGAUCCAUUUUCAGGUGAAAGAUAUAAAAUGUGGAGUGAAGUGCCAAAUAAACAGAAAUGGCUUGAAGAAGUACACGACUUUUCAGAUAGAUAUUCUUUGCACCCAGGCCACAAGAAUCCAGCCAUCACUCACAAGAAGAAAGUUGAUCCAAACUCACUAACGGAGGAACAGCAACUACAAUUGGCGAUGAGAAAGUCCAUGAAUUCCAAUAGUGAUGAAGAUGUCAAUGACGUUCAUGAAGUGAACAACUACUUCAAUCCAAUCAGUUUGGACUCAGAUGACGAGGGUCUGGAACCGGAGUUUGAAGAGGAUGAAGAGGAUGAAGAAGAACAAGAACAAGAAGAAGAAUAUACCAGUGGUCCAUCUAUAAAUGGUGAAUCAAAAACCAGAGUUGAACCAUCAAAUCAAGAAAAUGAGGACGAGCAUGGAGUAGAGGAAGUGGAAGAAGAAGGGUUGACUCCAGAAGAAGUUUUUGCAACCAUUUUGGCGAUUGAUCAUCCUGAGCCUCCAACUGGCUCUCCGGGUACCACUAGAAUUCAAUUCCGUUUUGGUGAUGGAUCGAGAGUUGUAAGAUCCUUCAAAGUUACAGACAAGGUUAGGGUCAUUUACGAAGUUCUUAAAUUUAAUUAUGAUCAGGUAAAAGAUAAGGUAUUCACCAUAAGUAGUCAAAGGGUUAAUUUAAUUGAUAAAUUGAAUGAAACCAUUGAAAGCGCAGGGUUACUAAGAUCAUCAAUGUUGGUAGAGACUGAUGAUGAGUAA